Molecule: messenger RNA, 1455 nt
Organism: Ilex paraguariensis (yerba mate)
Lineage: Eukaryota; Viridiplantae; Streptophyta; Magnoliopsida; Aquifoliales; Aquifoliaceae
Source: the annotation of a GenBank genome assembly
AUGAAAGUUUGGGCUCUGUCUUUCUUCGUUUUAAUUUUGUCUUGUUUCUUGAAAGUAGAAUCGAAUUCUUCGAUAUACAAUGUCAUUGAUUAUGGUGCACGUGGAGAUGGACAUAUCGACGAUACUAAGGCUUUCACGAAAGCAUGGGAAGCAGCAUGCUCUUCUUCGUCUUCUUCUUCGCCAACCAUGCAAGUCCCUUCGGAAAUGACGUUCAUGAUUCAACCCUUGUACUUUAGAGGAGAGUGUGAUCCAAAACAAAUCAAUGUUGAGAUAAAUGGGAAUAUUGUUGGACCUAAAGAUCCCUCAGAUUGGACAUGCUAUGACGGUUGUCGUGAAUGGAUCCAUUUUGAACAUGUCGAUGGGCUUAGGGUUUAUGGGAGUGGUACAAUCAAUGGGCAGGGACAGAAAUGGUGGGAUUUGAAUGCUUUCACGAAAGCAUGGGAAGCAGCAUGCUCUUCUUCGUCUUCUUCUUCGCCAACCAUGCAUGUCCCUUCGGAAAUGACGUUCAUGAUUCAACCCUUGUACUUUAGAGGAGAGUGUGAUCCAAAACAAAUCAAUGUUGAGAUAAAUGGGAAUAUUGUUGGACCUAAAGAUCCCUCAGAUUGGACAUGCUAUGACGGUUGUCGUGAAUGGAUCCAUUUUGAACAUGUCGAUGGGCUUAGGGUUUAUGGGAGUGGUACAAUCAAUGGGCAGGGACAGAAAUGGUGGGAUUUGAAUGCUUUGAAGAUUUCAAACUCCAACAACGUUUACUUGACUGGCCUAAGCUUUAAGGACAACCCUCGCGUGCAUGUCGAAUUCAAAGGCUCAAAAUCGGUGUAUAUCUCUGGUAUAUCAAUCGAUGCACCGGGAAAUAGCCCGAACACUGAUGGUAUUCACAUCGGAGGAUCCACCGAUGUCUUCAUUAAUGAUUGCAGCAUCAAGACUGGAGAUGAUUGCAUCUCCAUGGUUGAUGGGUCUUCAAAUAUCCAAAUCAGCAACAUCACUUGUGGGCCUGGACAUGGUAUAAGUAUAGGAAGUUUAGGCAAACAUGGAGCAGAAGACAAAGUUGAAAAUAUCCAUGUUAGCGAUGUUGUAUUUACAGGAACAACAAAUGGUGCUAGGAUAAAGACAUGGCAGGGAGGUAACGGUUAUGUUAGAGACAUAGUCUAUGAACGUGUAUUGUGUCAAGAAAUAGCUUAUCCUAUCAUUAUCAAUCAAAACUAUUGUGACCAUGAACAUUGUGAAACCCAAAAUGCAGCAGUGCAAGUUAGCAAUGUCACUUUUCGACAGUUUCUGGGAACGUCAAGAAAAGAGACGGCGAUAAUGUUGGAUUGCAGUAAAGCAGUUCCGUGUAAAGAUAUAAUCCUAGAAAACAUAUAUCUUCGUACGACACACGGACAUCAUGCAAAAUCUGUUAACAACAAUGCCCAUGGAAGAACUCAAGGAUUAAUGGUUCCAGUGAUACCCCUCUCUUGA